GCCGGGCGGCCAUGGCGGCCAUGGCGCAGCAGCGGGUCCUGCCGCAGAGCAAGGAGACCCUGCUCCAGUCCUACAACAAGCGCCUCAAGGACGACGUCAAAUCCAUCAUGGAUAACUUCACCGAAAUCAUCAAGACGGCCAAGAUUGAGGACGAAACUCAAGUCUCUCGAGCAACCCAGGGUGAACAGGAUAACUAUGAGAUGCACGUCAGAGCUGCAAACAUUGUCCGAGCUGGUGAGUCCCUGAUGAAACUCGUGUCAGACCUGAAGCAGUUCUUGAUCCUCAAUGAUUUUCCCUCUGUGAAUGAAGCCAUCAACCAGCGCAACCAGCAGCUGAGAAGCUUGCAGGAGGAGUGUGACAAGAAGUUGAUUGCACUACGGGAUGAAAUCUCCAUUGACCUGUACGAGCUAGAAGAAGAAUAUUACUCUUCCAGCUACAGUCUGUGUGACAGCAACGAUCUCCCCCUGUGCGAAGCCUACUGGAGACAAGACUUUGCCACGCUGUCCCCCGAAAGCCUCUCCAUGCCUCUGGCAGCUGCCGCAGCGGAGCAGAGCGCUGCUCCCUCCCAGAGCUCCACCCCGUCGCACCCCCACGUCAACGGGCACGGGGGGGCCGGCCCUGCCGAGCACUCCUGAAGAGGAUCCUCCGGGUGGCGCCGCUGCUGGACUCUUCCAUCUGCUGUACCGAGCAUCUCCCACUCCCAGGAGAGGGCUCUGGAGCUGCGUUUGCAGCUUUCUGCUCACUGGAUGGCCACGGGGCUCUCUCCAUCCCUGGGACACUGCCAUGAGUGCUCCCCUCCCCUCAGAGAUUGUGAUAAGCCAAAACGAAGCUGAUUGUACUAAUAAGCUAGAGUUAGGUUUGCUUUUCUGUGAUAGUUGCCUGUAGAGUUCAUUAGAAAUCCAGUUUGUUUCCAUGUGAGUCUCAGUAAGUACAGGCUGGAGUGUUUGGAGCUGGAUUUGUUUGGGAUAAACUUGAACCAAAUGCAGGGGCAGUCAGUGUCUGGGGGUCUUGCCCUGCUUCCCGAGGUUAUUGAUAUUCCUGCUGCUUCCGAGCUCUCAGGUGGGCUCUGACAACCUCCCUGCUGCCCAACCAGAGUGAGAACCUUGUAGUAUUUUGUACACAGCCGUCUCCAGUCUCGGAGUACUUCACAAACUGCUGGCUUGCCAUCGUGUGGGAGGAGGCUCCUAGGAGACUUGCCAACGAGCAGUAUUCCCCUUUGGAAAGGGCACGCUGAGGAGUGGGAAGGAGGAGGUGCUGAUUCUCCAGGCUGCAGGCAGGAGCCGGGACACGCUCUAGUGACUCUCAUUCCCUUCUCAGUCUUUACACAGUAACUAAUGGUGGCCGAUAGUUUUGUCUGAUAAAAACAUGCCGGGGUGAGCAGGGCGGGGUGCUCAGGAACUCGCAGUUUCCUUCCCUGGAGCUUGUUCAGCACCAGGGAAAUCUCCUGCCCCUCCCUCUGCGGGUCCUGCAGGCCCUGCCGGGGUUGGGCUGCGGGGGGAGCAGCCAGGGCCGCCCCGCCAGCACCUGAGCCCACGCACCCCCGCGUUCUGCUGCCGCCCCUCCGCUCGUAGGAUGUGAAUUUUUUUUGGGAUACGUUCUGGUUUAUUUUUCCUCGAUUCCAUUGAUUUUUGUCAUUCGCUGGUUUAAUAAAACUCGCUCUCCGUGUGUCACCGUU
Molecule: messenger RNA, 1675 nt
Organism: Apus apus (common swift)
Lineage: Eukaryota; Metazoa; Chordata; Aves; Apodiformes; Apodidae
Gene: MED22
Product: mediator complex subunit 22
Exons: 4
Coding region: 12-635 (207 amino acids)
Biological process (GO): regulation of transcription by RNA polymerase II
Cellular component (GO): mediator complex
Molecular function (GO): transcription coregulator activity
Source: RefSeq, a predicted model, not a curated record